Messenger RNA from Plasmodium reichenowi, 2277 nucleotides. RefSeq lists its product as hypothetical. NCBI's taxonomy places the organism in Eukaryota, Apicomplexa, Aconoidasida, Haemosporida, Plasmodiidae. The annotation marks the transcript as partial. The record is from RefSeq and is a predicted model, not a curated record. The transcript is spliced from 7 exons.
AUGGAAAAUUAUAUAAAAAAUAAAAACGAGGAAAACUUAGAAUAUAUAAAAAAUAAUAUAGGAUAUGUAUUAGCAAAAUCUUUAUUGUUAACCAUAAAGACAGACACACAAACUCCCCUUUCAAUCAUAAGGAAACACUUACACAAUUUUGCAUCGUUUAAUGAAGAAAAAAAAAAGAGAAAAGAAAUUUUAAUAAAGAAAUUAAACUCGAAUAAUAUAAAAAUACAUGAUGAAAUAAAUAAAAACUUCUCAAAAAAAACGAUGAAAGAUCUUUAUCAUUUUGUAAAUACUGAAGAUGUAAUGGAUAUAAAUGCUUCAAAUGAAAUGUUGUGUUUAAUGAAAAAUAUUUUUGAAGUUGAAAAUGUAUAUAUAGGAACGAAAUAUAUAAAAGAAGGAAAAAACAAGAAAAAACAAAAAAAGAUAUCUAAUUAUAAAAAUAAUAUUGUAAAAUUUUUUAAUACUACUGAAAAUUGUGAACUUCAUAAUCAAAUAUUGUGUAAUGAGGAUCAUAUUAAUAAUUUAUUUAUUAUUUUAGAUAACAAAAAAAAAAAAAAAAAAAAAAAAAUAAAUAAAUUCGUUUUUGAAAAAUACUUUAUCUUUAACAACGUUAUAAGAGGAAGUUAUACAUAUGAUUCCUUUAAUCAUAAUUUUUUUCCCUCUGUUAAUCCGUUUUAUCGAAAUGAAGAUACCCUCAAAAGGUUGAAAAUUAAUAUAAGGGCAAGGAAAAAAAAAACUAACGGGAAAGAAAGGGAAAUUAAAAAAGGAGAUCAUGAUGUGGAAAAGGAAGAUGACGACGACGAGGAAAAAGAAAACGACGACGAUGAAGAAAAAGAAAAUGACGACGAUGAAGAAAAAGAAAAUGACGACGACGAGGAAAAAGAAAAUGAAGACGAUGAAGAAAAAGAAAAUGACGAUGAAGAAAAAGAAAAUGACGACGAUGAGGAAAAAGAAAAUGAUGACGAUGAGGAAAAAGAAAAUGACGACGAUGAUGAAAAAGCAAAUUAUUAUGUGGAGAAAAAAGAGAGCGAUGGUGAUAUAACAGAAGAAAAAAUCAAUAACGACAAAAAUAAUAAUAAAAAAGAGAUUAACAAUAAACAGAAAUAUAAUAAAAAGGAUAUUUUAAUACAUCCUCAUAAAAAUAAUAUAAAAGAAAAUACUGAAAAAGAUUUACUUAAAAUCCUUAAUUUGAAUCUUACAUAUGCAUGUAUAUAUAUUUAUGAAGUAAUGGAAAAAGAAAAUAUGUUUUUAUAUUCGUAUAUGAAACCUGGAGACUUUUUAUCUAUACCUAUUAUAUAUUAUACACAUUAUAAUAUGAAUUUCUUAAAUGAAUUAUAUAUCUUUAAAAAGAAUAAUAUUCUUAAUAAUAAUACCAAUGUAUAUAACAAUAAUGAAGACAAUAAAGAGUUUUAUGGACAUAAUAAUGAUAUUGCAAAAAAGGAAAGCAUGCAAAAUGAUUAUAAUGACGAAAUGAUAGAAACUAAAGAAGAUAAUAAAAAUGAAGUUUUUGUUUUAAAAAAUAAAAAAUGCAUACAACCAGAAUUAAAAUGUAUAGAUGAAAAUAAGGUAGAAAUGUGUCUAUGUUUUGAUAAUAGAGGAAGUACAAAUAAAAUAAAAAAAAAAGAAAUUAUUAAUAUUAUUCAUUUUUCUUACUUUCUAAUUACUCGUAUAUUCCUAUAUGAAAAAAAGGCCAUAGAGAAUCAAGUAAAUUUCAUGAUUGAGAAUGAGUAUGGAGAAGAAAAACAUUGUAUUGAUAAUUUAAACGAAAAAAUAAAAAACUUAAAAUAUGAUAAUAUUAUAAAUAAAUAUAAAAAUGUAUUAGCAGAUCAUUAUUACUUUAAGGAAUCAAAUGAAUUAAUUAAAUAUGUAUCCCUUUUUCUAUGGAUACAAAAAAAAAUAUCGAAAAAUGAAAAAAAGAUUUAUCAAAUUAAAAUGAUAAAAGUUGAAUACAAUAGAAAAAUUUUCUUCACUUUAUUUACUACAUAUUUAUUACUGGAAUAUGACUAUUCUUAUUUUACUUUUUUAAAAAGCAUAGAUAGUUAUGAAUGGACACAAUUAAUAUUUCAUAUAAAUAAAUAUUUUAUGGAGAAACUUAUAAUGUUUAAUCCGGUUAUAUGCUUUGAAGAAAAGGAAAUAUCUAAGUUACAACAUAUAAACAAUUUGAUAGAUAAAUUGUCUUUAGUAAAAAAUAAGAAAUAUCCAAACCAUAUGGAAAAUAUGACUACCUAUGGAAUAACCUUACUAAAUUUCUUUAACCAAGUAUCUCUUAAUAUUUUAAAU